Messenger RNA from Perca flavescens (yellow perch), 5091 nucleotides. It is a transcript of the gene znf512b, whose product is annotated as zinc finger protein 512B. The transcript is spliced from 17 exons. Bases 803 to 3106 code for a protein of 767 amino acids. Gene Ontology annotation, molecular function: zinc ion binding. NCBI's taxonomy places the organism in Eukaryota, Metazoa, Chordata, Actinopteri, Perciformes, Percidae. The record is from RefSeq and is a predicted model, not a curated record.
GGAUACGCGCAUGACCCAACACACAUUACUGUAAUACUGUACACGGCCGCCGAGAUAAUAUCCGUAUAAAAAAGCGAAAUAAUCCCGAGGUAAGGAACCGAGGAGUGAACCAAAACCGACCGAGGUUUGGCUUUUCUGCUCAUUUUCCUUCGCUUCGUUUUCUUUUACUCUAACCAAGUGUUUCGCCGCCGUCGAAAUUACUGCACUAAAUAUAUUUGUGUGCCUCCCUUUAGCUCCAGCCAGCGCAAGGAUUUUUUUUUACUCCUCCUUCGUAAUAAAGUCGCCAUUUUGCUUCACUGCCUAUAAACCAUCCCGUAUUCUAAUAUUUUCCUCAAGGAGUCGAGGACCUACCUAUAUUUUCCUGGCUAUUUCUAAUAUUUCUGGAUUGUUUAACGAGAAGACAGAGAUUGAAGAAGUGCCUCGUGGUGUACAUAUUAAUGCAGGAAAGGAGGGGGGCAAGGCAAUUGGAAACUGGGAAUAAGGUGAAAGUAUCCAGAAUUUAUUUUCAUGUACAGACGAAAUUGUCAUUUCUCUUCUCCUGCCCUGCUCUUUUUUUUCUCCCACCUCGUCGUGGUCCGCAGAGUGGGGGUACAGGACGACAGUGACGACUGUCCACUUCCUUUCAGAUCCCCAACCCCAGUCUGACCGGUCCUUGACGCACAGCAGGUGUGAUUGCCAUGUAACAUAACAUUGGUGGAAAAACGCCCACUUCGGUGUCUGUCUCCUGACCCCCUCCUCCCUCACGUGGGUGACCCGGGGCCACCCGGCCCCUAGUGCUGGGUGACUGCCCGACAGUUCAGGCAUGGAGAGCCCAAGUGGCCCCAGGCUUGGGAAGCUGUCCUCAUCAGGGCUGCCAAGGGGCCGGACCCCCAAGCAUGGACAUCCCCAGGAGCCUGUCAGAACCAGGCCAGGCCCGGAAAACAACAACAAACACAGUCCGGUGUGUGAUGAGCCAGCAGAGGUGAAGAGGAAAGGUCGCCCUAAAGCAGAAGUGCAAGAACUGAGAAGCAUCCCUGCCCAUAUGAUAGUACAAUGGAAGGAAGAGUUUAAGCGCCGCUCCAGGGUUAAGUGUCCAUGUUCAGGCUGCUGGUUAGAGUUUCCCAGCAUCUAUGGCGUCAAGUACCACUAUCAACGCUGCCAGGGGGCCACCGUAGCUGAGAAGCUGAGUCAUGGCUGUCCCUAUUGUGAGGCAGUGUUUGCCACAAAGGUGCGCCUGCAAAAGCACAAGUUGUGGAACCACCCAGACAGGGUUAAUAUGGAGCCCAAGGACGAGCAGCCUAAGCUUCAAAAGACCACUGUCAAGUCCAACACCAAGAAAAGGCCCAUAGAGAACAGUCCCCCCUCUACGAUGUUCUUCAAAGUGAAAAAGACCCAGGAGGUGUCCAUGCCCUCUCAGAACGGGGAGCUGGCCGACGGGAAGAGUGAGAGGAAACAGCACAGCCACACUCAGCCUUCACAGCAGAUUCACCAGUCCCAGCCAGUCCAGCCUCAGUCCCAGGAGUCUCACAGUACGUCGUCUGAUGCGGAGGGCAGUGAAAGUGAAUGGGACAGCCUUCCCCCUUCUUUCCCUGACGAAGACCCAGAGCGAAUGAGGCACAGACGUAAGCAGAAAACACCUAAGAAAUUCACUGGAGAGCAGCCUUCAAUAUCUGGAACAUUUGGAUUGAAGGGUAUGACUAAGGUGGAGGAGAAGCUGAAGGCGGGCCGUGCGAAGAGAUCAGAGGGCACUGGGUUCAGUGAGGAGCCCCAGAGAAGACCGACUUCAAGUCAGUCCUCCAAGAAAGAUCCAGCUACAAGCAGCUCUGGUGCCGACACCCAGUGGCAGCGAGCAAUCCACGAGCGAGGUGAAGUAGUGUGUCCCACCUGUUCUAUCGUCACCAGGAAAACAAUCCACGGCCUCAAGAAACACAUGGAGAUUUGCCAGAAGCUCCAGGAUGCCCUGAAGUGCCAGCAGUGCCACAAACAGUUCAGGUCCAAGGCCGGCCUCAACUACCACACCAUGGCUGAACACAGCACCAAGCCCUCGGGGAGCGAAGGCCAGACGGGCGACAAGCACGAGGAGAGAGAAAGGCUGCGCAGAGUGCUCAAACAGAUGGGACGAAUCAAGUGUCCUAGUGAGCACUGUGGAAAAACCUACCACUCCAAAGCUGGCAGAGACUACCAUGUGCGUACCGAACACUCCUCAACUAUCACCACCACCAUGACAGCCACCACCACCACCACUACCAACAACAACAAGGACAUUAUCACUGACACCAACAACAACACCGGCAAAGAGAGGGUGGUCUCUGAGGAGUCUCCAUCAUUACGCAUAAAAGAGCAAAGCCAGCCUGAGAAGAAGCAUUGGCAGGAGAAAGCACCAUCCGGCCAGCCUAAGGAGAAGGAAAUAGAAGCGAGGGACAAGGACAGGGAAAAGGAAAAGGAGAGGGAGCGAGUCAAAGAAAAAGCAGCACAAACUGUGAGCCAGGGGGAUGACUUUGAAAGGACCCCCAGUGGCAGAGUGAGGCGCCGGUCAGCUCAGGUGGCAGUGUUCCAUCUGCAGGAGAUAGCAGAGGAUGAGCUGGCCAAAGACUGGGGCACCAAGCGCCGCAUCAAGGAUGACCUGGUGCCUGAUAGCAAGAGGUUAAACUACACCCGUCCUGGCCUCCCUAACUUCAGCCAAGAGCUAUUAGAGACCUGGAAGAACCAAGUCAAGGAGAAGGGCUUCAUCUGCUGCACCAAUGAAAACUGUGAAGCUGUCUAUUCCAGUGUAUCAGGACUAAAAGCCCACCUUGCCAACUGCAGUCAGGGUGGUGGAGAACUGGGAAAGUACACUUGUCUCAUCUGUCAGAAGGAGUUUAGCUCAGAGAGCGGUGUGAAGUACCACAUCAGCAAGACACACUCACAGAACUGGUUCCGUGCAGCAGCCAGUGAAGUGGUCUCCAGUACCAAGAGUAAAGCGCCGGAGAACAAUGGGAUCAAAGCUGAGGUGAGGAACGGUGCCACCACUGGUAAGAAGAGGGGCCGCAAGCCCAAAGAGCGGCCCUCGGUGGUUGCGCCUCACCAAACACAAACUGAAGCACCAACCACUACUCAAAACUCAACCCCUGCCGUGACCCCUUCAUAGUCCCCCACCCUGAUCCCCAACCCAACGGACAGUGCUAAUUCAGGCCAAAACAGACAACCCAUCCCCUCCACCGCCAGACGAAGCAAACCCAGGAGGCUGUCAUUGUCAGAGUAGCUCUGCUUUUGUUGACCCAGGAGCCAGGGAGGAUGCUUACUGUAAAUGUUGUGCCAGGAAGCUUAAUGACCUUUCUAACUCCACAAGGACUUGGCACUGAGAAGAAAGCUAAAUCAACCCUUAAGAAGUAAAACGUUUAGUACAGACUUUUUGAAAUCCCAGAGUUAAUGUGUCUACUGUUAUAAAAAUACUCAUGUAACAGUAGUGUUUUAUUUCUCCAUUCCACUUUUGUCUCCUUUUUAAUGCACACAUUUCAGUUUCUGUACUCACAGCAGAGGUGUCAAUAGUAAUCAAAAAUAAAAUCCUGACUUCAACAUAGAUAGCAUUUUCUAAACAGAGGUAGUAUUCCAAACAAAUGCAGAGUAAUUCUCUCUACAAUAUUCAUGUUGUGUUUUAUUCAUGAGGUUUUAAAAAGGAUAUUCUAUUAGCAUAGUGAAGUCAUUUAUUGAUAGCUAGUGUUUUCACAUUUUUUUCCACAGAUAUACUGUACUGUGUACAUAAAUAAUAUCUAUAUCUAUAUAUCUAUAUACUCAAAGCAAUGAUGCCAGCUGUCAUUUUAAAGCCUGACACGUCCAACUGGAUCAUGAGCAGUCAGAAUUUUUUGCAGUGUGUGCUGUAGUGCAAUUAUGUUUUGAACUUGAUUUCUUUUUCUGGUAUAAUUUUCUUGUUUUUUAUUUUUCAGGUUUUAAGUAAGACAUUCUCAUAUAAGCUAAAAUGUUGGUCAGUUGUUAAUCAUAUUCCACUCUGUUUUUCCUACAGCCAUGUGGCUCACUUCAGUGAUAUUUAUUUUUAUUUGAUCUGCUUCACAUGACAGUGAAAGGUAUCUGCUUUGACGACCAUGAAAAAGUGUCAAAAGAUUGUUUCCACAGUUCUUUUACACUGAAGUUAAAAAGCAGAAUACCCAAAAAGUGAUUGUUUGAGAUUUCCAUCUGUAGGGUAUAAGUUAAUACUUAAUAUGGCAUUGUUUAAUUGAUUUUAAACAAAAAACUUGAAGCAUUCUGUCUAAAAUAAGACUGGCAAAGCUAAAUGUUGGACAGAGGGAUGAAUUUUGUGUGAAGCUUGUUGCACCAUUGCAGCACAAUCAAAUGAUGUGACACCAUUUUUAAGGAGGCCGUAUUUUGGCUACUGCUUUAGCUUGAAUCAAAGAGCUGAGGAGAGAAUACAAAUAUCUUUUAUAGAGAGGGUGAGGGAAAUAAUCUUUUAUUAAAUAAAAACAAUUGCAAACGAAGAUUCAAUUAUAAUGAUGUAUAUGAAUUAAUUCCUGGAUGCUCAAAGUUAUUGCCUUGCACUUUACCCCUUAACCCCUCUCGCUUGUCUCUUGUAUUUUUGCACUCCAGGAGUAUUCAACCUAACCUAGUGGCUGUCAGGCACAGAAGUAGGAAUAUUUUACUCUGAUUAAAAAAAAACUAAAUUUGUCUUUACAUGGGUAAUGAGCAGCCUGGUUAACUCUUUCUAGAUAGUAUCUGUAAUCAAACAUGACCAUAUAAUUAUGACUCACCACACAAAGCCAUAACAGGUCUUGUUGAAUUUUAAGGCUGCUCUAUCCCACUUAAAGUUAGUUUAGCUGCAGAUUAAAAAUAAUAAUAAUCCAUUAUUAUUAAAUUACUUUUCAAGUCUGAAAUGUGUGCAAUUUAGAGAAUAUUUUCACUUUAACAUGUUUAAAGUAGAUACUUGAAUUCACAGUUAUAUUAAAGAUUUGAGCAAAUGAAAACUCCAUAAAUAUUUGAUUUAUAUUUGGAGUCUAUGUCCAUAAAAAUAAUGACUUCCUUGCUUAAAAAGAAAACGACAGAUCAUAAAUCUAUUUUAUAUUCUCUUGUGUGUAUUACCCAUAUAGCAAUCUGAUAGCUUUGAAUAAAGUUGUGAUGUGGGGA